GCCGCCAUGGCGGCGGUGCCCGGCGGUCGCCGCUCCGGGUCUGCAGCGGGCGCCCACUUCUUCUGCACCGCGGGCCGCGGCCUGGAGCCCUUCCUGAUGCGGGAGGUGCGGUCGCGGCUGGCGGCCACGCAGGUUGAAUAUAUUUCAGGAAAAGUUUUUUUCACCACCUGUUCUGACUUGAAUAUGCUGAAAAAAUUAAAAUCUGCAGAAAGGUUAUUUUUACUGAUUAAAAAGCAGCUUCCGUUGAAUGUUUCUUCUGUAAGUAAAGGAAAAAUAUUUAAUGAAAUGCAGAAACUUACAAAUGAUGAUCCUGAAAGUUGGUUGAAUGCCAUUUCAAUUUGGAAAAAUCUUCUUGAACUUGAUGCAAAAAAGAUAAAACUUUCUCAAAAAAAUGCUAACUCACUAAAAAGAAAAGUGGGAGAAAAUGACAUCAUUGCUAAGAAAUUGAAAACAGAACAAAUGCAAGAGAUACAAGAGAAUAAGGAAUGCCAACUGGAAAAACAAAUAGAAGAAGAAACACUGGAGCAAGGAAAUUUUACCACUAAAAGAGACAAAUCUCAAGAAGAACUUCAGAACGAUGUAGCAGAAGCAGUUGAUACUCAUAACCAGAACGACUUAACUUUCAGAGUUUCCUGUCGCUGCAGUGGAGCCAUUGCAAAGACCUUUACUGCACAGGAGGUAGGAAGAGUAAUUGGAAUUGCUCUCAUGAAACAGUUUGGAUGGAAAGCAGAUUUGAGGAAUCCAAAUUUAGAGAUCUUUAUACAUCUAAGUGACAUUUACUCUGUGGUGGGAAUUCCUGUGUUCAGGGUUCCUUUAGCCAGCAGAGCUUACAUCAAGACAGCAGGACUGAGAUCUACCAUAGCGUGGGCAAUGGCCUCUCUUGCAGAAAUUAAGGCUGGUGCAGUUGUUUUAGAUCCAAUGUGUGGACUUGGAACAAUACUUUUGGAAGCUGCUAAAGAAUGGCCAGAUGUGUAUUACGUGGGUGCUGACGUCAGUGACUCACAGUUGCUAGGUGCAUGUGACAAUCUGAAAGCUGCAGGCCUUAAGGAUAAAAUUGAGUUACUUAAAGUCUCUGUGAUAGAAUUGCCAUUGCCUUCAGAAAGUGUCGAUAUUAUUAUUUCCGAUAUUCCAUUUGGGAAAAAGUUUAAGUUAGGAAAAGACAUCAAACACAUUAUACAAGAAAUGGAAAGAGUGCUUUGUGUUGGCGGGACCAUUGUGUUGUUGCUUAGCGAAGAUCACCACAGGCGCCUUAAAGGUUGUGAAGAGAGCAGCGUCCCUUUGAAUUCCAAGGGCAGCCGCACAGAUAAACCUGGAAGCACAGAGUGCUUGAAUCCUGAAGAAAAAGCUGCCAUAUCAGAGCCAGUGUCAUCUUCAUUUGCAGCCAGUAACCAGGAGUGCUUGGACAGAAUGCCACCAUUCGGCUCUUUGGUGCCAGUGGAAUGCUACAGAGUUAGCCUUGGAAAAACAGAUGCGCUCAUAUACAAAUACAAGAAGUCGCACUCCCCUGGGCAAUAGCAGGCUUGCUGCUGUAAGCCAGGUUCAAGUCCUUAUACGUCAGCUGUACAGAGUGGAAGAUGGUUGUCUCUGGAAUCUUGACAGUGCCAGAGGCUUCCAAGUAAACAGACCCCCCCUAAGACAGGGCCGUGGCUGCUGGACACCUGUUCUUAAUAAGAGCUUCUGUUUUACACUCUAAAGAGUGUUUCUGACAAAGAACAAUUAAUGGAUAUUUGAACUAAAGGACUCUUAAACUUCGCCUUCUGUCAGAGUAUGAAAAGGUCUGCUCUGCUUGCACCAUUUAUGAGCAGAAAAUUCAACUUCAAAGCAAAAGUUUUCAGAGGCUCACCAUAAAGUAUAUCUCACUCAUCACAAGUUUAGUAAUAUUUUCACUGUCACAUUUUUUGAAAUGUAGAAACUUUUAUGUUUUGAUAUCAACUUCUUUUGAUAUUAAACUUGAUUUUUUGAACCUGUCAUUUUCUUCUCUGUUGGAAUGAAAAUAACUUUUAUUUGCAGUACAUUUUAUAUGUCCCAUAUUAUGUAAAACAUCAGUGGGAAUAAUAAUAUGAAUUAAGCCAAUAUCCUCCAACAUGACGGAAGAUAAACUUUUUUUUGUGAAAGUAUUAAUAAAUUGUCACCUCACUCUCAUUUAAA
Balaenoptera musculus (blue whale) is the source of this 2148-nucleotide messenger RNA. RefSeq names its product THUMP domain containing 2 (gene THUMPD2). The record is from RefSeq and is a predicted model, not a curated record. Gene Ontology annotation, biological process: tRNA methylation. Gene Ontology annotation, molecular function: tRNA (guanine) methyltransferase activity; RNA binding. The coding region runs from base 7 to 1515 and encodes 502 amino acids. The transcript is spliced from 10 exons. NCBI's taxonomy places the organism in Eukaryota, Metazoa, Chordata, Mammalia, Artiodactyla, Balaenopteridae.